AUGUCUGCUCCCAAAAUCAUCCUCUACACCAGCCGUCUGUGCCCUUGGGCUCACCGUGCUCACAUUGCUCUCAACGAGCUGGGCCUCGAAUAUGAAGAGGUUACCAUUGAUCUGAACACACCUCGUGAACCUUGGUAUCUGGAGGUCAACCCUCGUGGCCUCGUUCCCAGUCUCUCAUACAACGGCAAUGUGAUCACUGAAUCUGGCAUUGUCGCCCAGUUCCUCUCUGACGCUCACCCCUCCACCCUCCUCCCCCCAUCGGGUCCUGCCGAGAAUGCGCUCUUCCGUGCUCGAGUCGCAUUCUUCGUUGAUGCAUAUUUCAGCAAGGUUCAGCCUCAUUUCACUGCUAGCUUGCGCUCUGCUUCUGAAGAGGAGCGUGAUGCCCAUGGUGAGGCAUUCGUCGCUGCUGUCGUAAAAGAGAUUGAGCCUCUUCUGGCGGAUACAGACGGCAAGGGUCCUUUCUUUGGAGGCAACGAGAAGAUUACUCUCGCUGAGGUCCAAACUGGAUCCUUCUUGAUUCGUGUCUUGGGCUUCACAAAGCCCGAGCAUGGAUUGAUUAGUGCCAAGCUGCCUGCUCUGCUGGAGGCACAGGCACCACGAUUCAAGCGUUGGGCCGAGGCUACCGUUGCGGAGGAGAGCGUGAACUUCAUCUUUGACCUGAAGGUCAUUGCGGACCGAACACGCUCUCGUUAUGCUCCUAAGAUCUAG
This is a messenger RNA of Penicillium malachiteum, 708 nucleotides long. Its product is annotated as glutathione S-transferase family protein. Gene Ontology annotation, cellular component: cytoplasm. The record is from RefSeq and is a predicted model, not a curated record. NCBI's taxonomy places the organism in Eukaryota, Fungi, Ascomycota, Eurotiomycetes, Eurotiales, Aspergillaceae. Bases 1 to 708 code for a protein of 235 amino acids. The transcript has 3 exons.